AUGACAAGUGCCAAAGAAGCAGAUCAGGGGAAGGAUGCCUCCACAUCAAAUGUGUCCAAGAGUAGAUCACCGUCCAAGGACAAGUCAACGUCUGCGCCAGGGUCUGAUGCGCCUGCGCGGACCUCGAAAAAGCGCAGAAAGGUCAAUCAUGCGUGCAUAUAUUGCAGACGUUCGCAUAUGACCUGCGACCUUCCUCGUGAAGGCGUCAAGAAAGCCAAAUCAGAACCUGUGAAUGGUAACGCUCAGAGCGAGGCUCCUAAAAGCGGAGUACCCGCCUCCGAUACCGCCUCGCAUGCCAUGUCCCAGCAAAUCAGCGCUCCUGAUGCAGGGCUGAACCUGGCGCCUCCUCACCUGCCUCCCAGCAGAACUGCCAGUACGUCUUCGAUCACGCAGGCCAACCCCGUAUCCGCGCCACAAUUACCUGGAGUGGCGUCUGGCAACCAGUCUUUCUUGAACUACGAUGACCUCCUUUCUUCUUCCCAAAAUAACUUUCAAGAUAUGCACCAUUUUCACCCUUCAUAUAUGUUCAACACAUCAGAGGUCAGCAAUGAGUACAAUCUGUUCAACGACUUCCUGAACAACAAUCUCAUGGAUGACGGCUCUUUCUACGGAGGUGGGGAUCUUCACACCCUAUUCUCCGACGCAUCCUUGAUGAACCCUAUGGGUACCCUGACCAACAAUGCGACCUUCGACCCCAGUACAUCUAGAAAUCCUCAGCUACUUCCGCCACCCGCGCAAACCACUGUCAGCAAAUCUGUCCAACGGUCAUCAAAUAGCGUUACCGCUGACAAGGCGCGAGAGAGGUACCUUAUGGCGGCUGCUGACCCAGCUGGUAACGACAGUCCUGAAGAGCGCAUGAACAAGUUGCUCAAGGCCAAGAUGGACGCUGGUUUACUGAAGCCUUUCAACUAUGUUAAGGGCUACGCAAGGCUGAACCAGUACAUGGAACAAAACUUACAGCAAAUUUCGCGCGUGCGAAUACUACGGCAACUUGACAGGUUCAGGCCGAAGUUCAGGGAACGAGUAUCGAAGCUGACCGAUAUGGAACUGGUGCGUGUAGAGAUGUGGUUCGACAAGAGCUUGAUGGAAUAUGACCGUGUCUUUGCCAGCAUGGCGAUACCCGCGUGUUGCUGGCGGAGAACGGGCGAGAUAUACCGAGGGAACAAGGAGAUGGCACGUCUCAUUCACGCGCCAAUGUCGAAGCUACGAGACGGUAAUAUUGCGCUGCACGAGAUCAUUGCUGAGCCCUCGCUGGUGUCCUACUGGGAGAAGUUCGGCGCUAUCGCCUUCGAUCAUACCCAAAAGGCCAUUCUCACUAGCUGCUCUCUUAAGAAUCCCGAUCCGAACUCUAAGGACCCUGAAAUCCGAUGCUGCUUCUCAUUCACCGUCAAGAGAGACAUGUGGAACAUACCGGCAUUGAUUGUGGGCAACUUUCUUCCGAUUACAGAGCCAAUCUCUGGACCUUUACCGACCUCUUGAUACCGUGCGAAACGUUUUCAAUUGUACAGAUACCGAGUGCACUUUCUGAAAAUAGCGCAUACUGGGGUGCUAUGCAGACUAUGUGAGCGUUCGUUAGGAAAAGGUGUCGCAUUCUAAGGUCAACAGCCUAAUUGUCUCGUUGCAAGGUUUUCU
This is a messenger RNA of Macroventuria anomochaeta, 1632 nucleotides long. RefSeq lists its product as uncharacterized. The coding region runs from base 1 to 1479 and encodes 492 amino acids. Gene Ontology annotation, molecular function: RNA polymerase II transcription regulatory region sequence-specific DNA binding. Gene Ontology annotation, cellular component: nucleus. The record is from RefSeq and is a predicted model, not a curated record. NCBI's taxonomy places the organism in Eukaryota, Fungi, Ascomycota, Dothideomycetes, Pleosporales, Didymellaceae. The transcript has 7 exons.